AUGACCGAGCCGCCCCCGGCUGAUCUUCGGCCUGUUUCACAAGUGACCGCCUUGGAGGUGCCCGGCAAGUUGAUUUCGCCGGCAUUGGUGCUGCGCAAGCUGCAGACGUGUGUGGCGGGGGUGCUGGACGUGCUGGUGAACGGAGACAUUGGCGACGACGAGAUCGGUGCCGAAACCACGUCCACCCACAGCUAUGGCGCUAAUAGCAGUGCUAGAGGUGACGAAGGCGACGACGAGUUGGCAGAAAUGCUUCUGGGGCUCAUGUCUCAGGCGCAACCAUCGCCCCACACCCCGCAGCGGAUAUCGUACUUGGACGUGGGAAUUGUCCCUAAACUGGUGCUUCCUCAGCGACGGAUACUACCGGACGAAGCCCAGUAUUAUGACGAGUUGAUUGCCGUCAACAAACUGACCGAGAAAUUCGAGGGGAAGCUAAAGCAAGUGUUCGUCAUAUCGGCAGCGGGGAAACCAAUAUACUCGCUCCAUGGCGACGAUGAGGCAGUAAUGGGAUACAUGGGCGUGAUAACAACAUUAAUCCUGACGUUCCACGAUGGUUCGUGGCACCAGAACCUCCGAACGGUGUCGUGGGGCACCACGCAAAUUGCCAUCAAGUCGGCGCUGCCGUUAUAUGUGGUGGCGAUUCUGAAGCUUGCCCACGAGUCUGCCAGUACUCUUUGUCGACAAUUGGAUGCCGUGUACCUGUACUUCCUCAUGGUGCUUUCCAAGCCCACGAUUGACCGCAACUUCCAGAACCGAAUGAACUAUGAUUUACGCAAAGUGUUGACUCCGCUAGACUACGAAACGCUUGACAAUAUGUGCAUGGCGUUGACCUAUGGCUAUCUGGGUAAAUUUGAUGCGGGGAACGUCGCUGACUUUGACUACUUCAUUAGUGAAUAUUUGGGUGAGUGCUUGCAAAACGUUAAGGUUGCCAAAUCAGUCCGAUCGAAGGUGAAUUCGGUGAUUGCUCUGUGCAAACGAAUUAAAGAUGACAGUUCAUCAAGCGAUGCUCAACUGGUGUUUCUGUUGCUUCCCGAAGGCCCAGGAGCUCCCGAACAUAAUAAACUCUUAGCGUCGGAGCUUCUUUUUGUUUUGAUCACCAGUGGCACUGAUAAAGUGGUAUCGUACCUGCAUCCUCGCAACCACCAUUUGACCAACGAGGACCUCCAAAUUCUUUUUCGCAUUAUUGGCUGUCGUCACGACGCCGUCGACUCGGCAAAGGAGAGCUGGAUUCCCCUUUGCAUGCCUCGCUUCAACCCCAACGGAUUCCUCUAUGCUUAUAUAAGCCGGUUUGAGCUUGGGGUCCCGGCGCAACCGUUUACUAUCGUACUCUUUCUGGGAAAUAAAAAUACGUUCGGUGAAAUGCUGAAGACUGCCCAUUACAUUAUCCUGAAACUCAAAGAGAUACCUCGAUUACCUGACGAAGUGGGGCUCCUGAACCAAUUGCUGAUCCUGCGAGACAUUAAAGUGCCUUAUAUCAAGCACUUUAUAUAUAAAGUCCGCAAGUAUAAUCAGUUCAUUAUGCUGAAUCCGGAGCAUUUGGCUGACUUUGAUGGUAACUUCGGUUUGCUGCUAAGCUACUAUUACGCCACGCUACACAACACUAAAACCACCACCGAGCAUGCACCCAAUCGCAAGUUUUCGUACUUGCGCUGGCCUGGGGGGAUGACGGGGUUCAUGUUGAUUGACGACUCGCUGGAGUUCUAUUGCAUAUGUGACGAGUUUAUAACUCUGCAAGAAUUGAUCAAGAAUUGUCUUAAGAUCAUCAAGUGGUGCGAGGAUAAUAACAAUCGGUUGUUCGUUGGGUCGGGAGAAGUGUUUUAA
Molecule: messenger RNA, 1818 nt
Organism: Diutina rugosa
Lineage: Eukaryota; Fungi; Ascomycota; Pichiomycetes; Serinales; Debaryomycetaceae
Exons: 1
Coding region: 1-1818 (605 amino acids)
Biological process (GO): protein targeting to vacuole; vesicle-mediated transport
Cellular component (GO): Mon1-Ccz1 complex; fungal-type vacuole membrane
Source: RefSeq, a predicted model, not a curated record